AUGACGAGCGAAGAACCAACGGAAGUUAUCAAUCUAGAACCGUCCGCGAUUAUUGGAUUCGAUGGUCACGUUGUGUGUGGUCUCAGAGUACACCCAGAUCAACGCCACCUGGUAUUUCCACUAGGAAAUGAAAUUUCGAUCUAUGAACUUGCCACCACCAAGCAGUCCUUCUUACGAGGACAUACGAACACCAUCUCCACGCUGGACAUCUCCACCAGCGGGCGCAUGGUUGCAUCCGGGCAAUCAAACCACAUGGGCUUCCGGGCAUUCGUGAUCGUGUGGGAUUGGGAAACACGCAAAGAAAUUUCACGCCACGAAUUACAUCGGGUGCGCGUUCAAUCGCUUUGCUUUUCCUCCAAUGAUCAAUUUUUAGUCAGUCUCGGAGGCAAGGAUUGCGGUUCGAUUAUUGUCUGGGACAUUGAGCAGCGUACGGCUAUCUGCGGCACGAUCGCUACCAAAGAAACAACCGGAGAAGCGACAAAAGUAGCCAGCCUCAACAAACGCUUCACAACAUUCGUUUCCGGAGGAGAUCAAAAUUUACGUGUAUGGAACAUAGACCGCGAACGAAAGCGCCUGACAGUGCAAGACGUUGCUGUAGGGAAACUGCGUCGGGAGUUUACCGGUAUGCGUAUAUCUCCCAACGACGACACACUCUACGUGGGCACGAUGAGUGGCGAUAUCGUGAAGAUAAAUCUUAAUUGCAACCCAAACCCGAAUAAUCCGUCGCAGGACAAAAUGCCAGUGCUGCUGGGAUGCUUCGGCAAGCACAACGCCAAGAGACCGACAGGAAGAGACUGCGAAAAGUAUCACUACGGCGUAAGAGAUCUGCUGCUGCUGCCAGAUGGAAAACUAAUCAUUGGAGCAGGCGAUGGUACGAUCGAUAUGGUACAAGAGCGCAGCGGAAACUUUAAGAAUUACCCCGGUCCAACAUGGCCUGUGCUAAAAUCGCUUCAAUCAACCAAAAUCGAUGGAGUUGUAACGUCAUUACAAAUUUUUGAUCGGAAAACUCUACUAAUCGGAACGAACGGUUGCGAGAUUUACUCGCUAGAGCUGAACAGCUUUACAUCCAGUCUUAGACUGCUCAAAACCUGCCACACAAAUGCAGUCUACGACAUAGCGUUUCCUUACAAUUUUUCGUUGGUUUUUGCUACAGCCAGCCACGAGUCGAUCCGCAUGUGGUCAACAUCAAAAAUGCAAGAGCUGCUACGGAUCGUUGUGCCGAAUUUUGCCUCCUCAUCAAUCGUUUUCAGCCGCGAUGGAAAGAGCAUUAUUUCCGCCUGGAACGAUGGUGUGAUUCGAGCCUUCACACCGCUCACUGGCAAGCUGAUCUAUGCCAUCCCCAAUGCCCACAACAAAGGCUGUUCGUCGGUGGCCGUCACCAGCAACGGAAAAAUAGUAGUAAGCGGAGGCAUCGAGGGACAGGUGCGUGUCUGGAAAAUAGAUCCAUACGUGCAGAGCCUCAUUGGCGUGCUGAAGGAACAUUACGGUCCAAUUGAGUCGGUGCACAUAAACAACUACGAUACAGAAGUGGUAUCCGCUUCGCGGGAUGGAUCGUGCGUGAUUUGGGAUCUUAUUCGUCUGACCCGCAAACAUGUGAUCUUUGCACACACGCAAUUCAUUGCCGCCCAGUACUUCCCUACGGGGGUGCAGAUUCUUACAGCUGGAUCUGACAAAUUAAUCGGUUACUGGGAGGCAUACGAUGGAAGCUUAGUGCGUGAAGUGGAAGGAUCCAAGUCGGGACCGAUCAACGCUAUCGACAUGAACAUGAUGGGGGAGUAUUUCGUGUCGGCUGGAACGGACCAAAUUGUGCGACUGUGGAACUAUCAGCUCGGUAUGGAGGUUGCACUUGGUAUUGGCCAUGCCAGUGCCAUCACGUCCGCUCGUUACAGUCCGAAUGGGAAAUUUUUAGUGACCGGUUCUAACGAUGGUGGUAUUUUUGUUUGGAAAGUGCCUGAGAAAUUCCAUAUAAAAAUACCCGACGAAGCUUUGACGUCAACGAAUGAUGCAGAAACUCCGAAGCCACCAGCUACGGCAACGAACAAAUCAGUCACCGGCAGUUCUUCACAAGCUGGAGGUUCACGCUCGAGCUCUCGAAAAGCUACGCCCUCAACUCCAGGAGCACGUGCAGGAGCUGCCGCUGGAAACUCUCGCAACGGUGUAGAAAACGUUCGUUUACAUGCUUCGGGACGUUCUACGCGAUCGAGCCAGAUCGCCGAAUGUCCUGCAAUAGAUCCGAAUGCACAACCUACCAUCGAUCCGUGUGUUGACACAGCUUCACUGGCAGAUGGCGAUCAGGAUCAGUGGGAGACGCGUUCGCUGCACUCUAACGGAGGUCAGAACCGACUUUCGGAUGAAUCACCGUUUGCCGAGAGAGAUAUCAACGUUGGGGGAAAGGAUAUGAAAUCGAAUGAGCAGCGCAAACCCACAAAUCCAUAAGCAAAGGAACAGAGUUUAGACAGACUGAUUGUAAACACACCGUAGUAUAUAUUUAACUACUAAACUCUCUAUAUAUUUAACCACUAAAUGUAUAGCGUGAAGAUUUGGGUUUCAAACAAAGCAUUCCCGCCGUGUCACAUU
Messenger RNA from Anopheles nili, 2577 nucleotides. Its product is annotated as cilia- and flagella-associated protein 52. Gene Ontology annotation, biological process: cilium assembly. NCBI's taxonomy places the organism in Eukaryota, Metazoa, Arthropoda, Insecta, Diptera, Culicidae. The record is from RefSeq and is a predicted model, not a curated record. The coding region runs from base 1 to 2436 and encodes 811 amino acids. Gene Ontology annotation, molecular function: protein binding. The transcript has 5 exons.